Molecule: messenger RNA, 1076 nt
Organism: Rhodamnia argentea
Lineage: Eukaryota; Viridiplantae; Streptophyta; Magnoliopsida; Myrtales; Myrtaceae
Product: agamous-like MADS-box protein MADS4
Exons: 8
Coding region: 137-889 (250 amino acids)
Biological process (GO): positive regulation of transcription by RNA polymerase II
Cellular component (GO): nucleus
Molecular function (GO): protein dimerization activity; DNA-binding transcription factor activity, RNA polymerase II-specific; RNA polymerase II cis-regulatory region sequence-specific DNA binding
Source: RefSeq, a predicted model, not a curated record
CACAGAGAGGUUGGAAAACCGAGAGAGGGUUCCAUUUUUAACAAGAGAACAAUCGUGGGGUUGCUUCUUCUUUUUUCGUUCUUCUUUCUCACCCUGCGUUUGGAGAGAGAGGGUAGAGGGUAGAGAGAGAGAGAGAAUGGGGAGAGGGAGGGUGGAGCUGAAGAGGAUCGAGAACAAGAUCAACAGGCAAGUGACGUUCGCGAAGAGGAGGAAUGGGCUGCUCAAGAAAGCCUACGAGCUCUCCGUGCUUUGCGACGCCGAGGUUGCUCUCAUCAUCUUCUCCCAUAGAGGAAAGCUGUACGAGUUCUGCAGCAGCUCAAGCAGCAUGCUCAAAACCUUGGAGAGGUAUCAGAAAUGCAACUAUGGAGCACCAGAGCCUAGCAUCUCUACCCGUGAAGCACAACUGGAGUUAAGCAGUCAGCAGGAAUAUCUGAAACUUAAAGCGCGCUAUGAAGCCCUACAGCGGACGCAAAGGAAUCUUCUUGGGGAAGAAUUAGGCCCUCUGAGCAGCAAAGAACUGGAGUCCCUGGAAAGGCAGCUCGAUUCUUCCUUGAAGCAGAUUCGAUCCACCCGUACACAGUAUAUGCUGGAUCAGCUCACUGAUCUUCAACGCAAGGAGCAGCACCUGAACGAAGCGAAUCGGACCUUGAAGCAGCGGCUAAUGGAAGGUUACCAGGCAACUGCACUGCAAAUGAAUCCGGGCGCUGCGGAGGAAAUGGUUUAUGGUGGUCGGCACUUGGCUCCACCACAUCAUGGACAUGGUGAUGCCUUCUUCCAUCCCUUAGACUGUGAACCCACCUUGCAAAUUGGAUACCCACCAGAUCCUUCUGCAUCCGUAGUCACAGCAGGUCCAAGUUCAAGUAGUUACAUGCCGGGAUGGUUGCCAUGACGGCGGAAGCUCGUUUUGCUUAUAUAUAAGCAUCCUCGAUUUGCAUCUUCUGACAUCCCAUGAAAAAGAACAUUAUGCGACGAUAAAGCUAUGCAAUUAUGGUGACGAACUUGAGAAUACUCGGAAAUAAUUAAUCCAUAGUAUGAUUCUGUGUGUUUGUUCACGAAUUGAUUGUCGCCCUUAUGAA